Messenger RNA from Epinephelus fuscoguttatus (brown-marbled grouper), 4808 nucleotides. Its product is annotated as leucine zipper putative tumor suppressor 2 homolog. The transcript has 7 exons. NCBI's taxonomy places the organism in Eukaryota, Metazoa, Chordata, Actinopteri, Perciformes, Serranidae. The record is from RefSeq and is a predicted model, not a curated record. The coding region runs from base 413 to 2503 and encodes 696 amino acids. Gene Ontology annotation, biological process: negative regulation of canonical Wnt signaling pathway; cell division.
UCUCUACACACGAGCACCGCCUGUCCAGCACCUCCUCACAACAACAAACGCGCUUUCCACGGCAGGAAGAGACGCCACAGAGAGAAAGAAAGACAUUUAACAUGUAGUUUUAUGAACAGACACUUCGGUAAAGUUACGAGUUUGUGGAUGAAACGACAUAAAAAGGACGAAGAACACGUCGCAUCCAGAUUUUCUGAGCAGACUUUGUAAAGAGCAGAGCAGCUGUCCCGGACUGUCCACUCCACUGUACACGUUUGGGAGAACAGAGGGAGACGAAGAGAGAAUGAAGAGCUGCUUGCCGUGUGAGUUCUUGGGAUGCUCGACCGACUUGAACCUCAUGCUUUUUUAAGGCCUCCAGAAGCGAAACACAGGGUGUCAUUAACAGAGCGAGUGACCCCUCUGAGCUGCCACCAUGGCCCUGGUUCAGGCUCUGCCCAUAUCUGCUGAGCCCCACAACCCCGGCCUCAGUGGAGGACCCCGCAGGAGACACCCCUCUGGCUCUUCACCCCCCCUCAACGCACCACCCUCCACUCUGGAUCCUAUGGGGUCUGUGAGCAGCCUCAUUGCCAGCCGCCCGGGUCCUUACCAGGACCACCGACCUGUCGGUGAGCUGGGAGCCAGGGUCCGACGGCCCACACCAGGCGCCUCCUGCCUGGGCUCUGAUUCACCCCUGGAUUCCUUAUUACUGCAGAGCAUCCCGCCGCUGAAGAAACAGAGCUCCACGACAUCCAGCAGGGGGCUGGAGAAGGAGAGUGGGAAUGGGAACUAUACCUAUCUGAAUGAGGACUACGUAGGUGACUGGAAUGAAAACCAUGUAACACGUGCGAGCCCAGGAAGUGACGCUGAUGACACUAAAGGAUCAGGGUUGAAUGGUAACAUGGGCGGACCUCCUCCAAAACUGAUUCCUGUGUCAGGAAAACUUGAGAAGAACAUGGAGAAAACAGUGCUGCGACCCACUGCCUUCAAGCCCGUCAUUCCCAAGAGCCGUACCUCCAUGCAAUACCUCUCCCCUCGCCAUUGUGCCAACGUGUCCGAAAGCCAAAACAAUUUGAACCUGCUGAGCCCCACACACAUAGAGGCGUCGCCUUCCUGCUCUGAGAAAAGCAGCGCGCACAGCAGGGCCCGUAACAGCGGAGGCGGCAGCAGCCACUCCUGCCAACUGACCGACUCUGGACGCAACUCCCUCUCCAGCCUCCCACCUUACAGCAGCGCCGGCUACAGCCUGGCAUCAGGAGAGGCCUCUGCUGGCCACCUGGAGCCCAUGAAAAGCGCCCCACCAGUCAGCGGACACGGACACUCCAACUCAGACAGCGGGCGCUCGUCCUCCAGUAAGAGUACAGGCUCUGGCUCGUUAAGUGGCCGAGGACAGCCUCUGUCUGACAGCGGGUCCACCGGGCGCUCCCCUGGCCCGGUGGAGGGUUACGAGGGGGUGGUGAGGGACCUGGAGGAUAAACUGAGGGAGAGAGAGCAGGAGCUGCAGCAACUCAGAGACAACCUGGAUGAGAAUGAAGCUGCAAUUUGUCAGGUUUAUGAGGAGAAGCAGAAGCGCUUUGAGCUGGAGCUGGAGGAGCUGAGGCAGAGCUGUGCCACCAGGAUGCAGGUCGCCUCACAGAAGUCCCAGCGUGCACAGCAGGUGCUUCAGUUGCAGGUUUUUCAGCUCCAGCAGGAGAAGAAGAAGCUGCAGGAGGACUUUGCUCAGCUUUUGAAGGAGCGGGAGCAGCUAGAGGAGCGCUGCACCUCCUAUGAGCACGAGAAGAUCCAGCUGGGGCCUCGACUGGAGGAGAGCAAGUGGGAGGUCUGUCAGAAGUCGGGGGAAAUCUCGUUGCUGAAGCAGCAGCUCAAGGAGGUGCAGGGAGAGUUAGCCCAACGUGUGGGGGAGAUUGUCUCACUGCGGGGUCAACUCAGAGAGACUCGUGGCGAGCUCACAAACACCCAGGUCCUGCUCCAGGAGGCCCACGGCACAACCCGCACACGAACCCUGGAGCUGGAGGUGUGUGAAAACGAGCUUCAGCGUCGUAAAAGCGAAGCGGAGCUGCUCAGAGAAAAGGUAGGUCGCCUCGAGGGAGAGUUGGUUCAUCUCAGAGAUGCUUUGGCCAAUCAGGGCCCAGGAAACAGACAGUGUCAGGUGUUCCAGGAAGCAGAGGAGCACCUGCUGGCCUAUGAGAGUGAUGAGGCGAAGGCCCAACGGCAGAGCAGCAGCGAGGGGCUGCAGAACAUGAAGGUGCAGAUGGACAGAAUGAGGGCUGAGCUGGCCUUCGAGCGUCAGCGAGCCGAGGAGCAAACGGGAGGCUUCGAGGAGGAGCGCAGGAUAUGGCAGGAGGAAAAGGACAAAGUUAUCCGCUACCAGAAGCAGCUGCAGCAGAACUAUGUGCAGAUGUAUCGCAGGAACCGAGAGCUGGAGCAGCUCCUGCAGGAGCUCAGUCAGGAACUGGAGAGCAGAGAGGAGGACGAGGGCAGCGGCAACGAGAUCAACUUUGAUGAGAUCGCCGCUACAGAAAUCUGACCCUUGUGUCUCUCCGUCUUUUGAUUUGCACUACUGUCAGCUGAAUAUUUUUUUGUCACCUACAUCACAGUAAAAAAAUCUGCAGUUUCAAAUGAGACACUCUUUAGUUCUGCCUCAUUGGUCUAUUCUCCAAGGAGUCCCACUUGAAAGUCAGUGACCUCUAUUAGUCAUUAGUAGGCCACCUCAGUCUCCUGCCCUUCUGUUAAAGGGAAAGUUUGGAUUUUUUGAAGUGGGGUUGUAUGAGGUACUUCUCCAUAGUUAGUGUAUUACCUACUGUAGAUGGUGGGUCAGCAUGCCCCUCAGUUUGGAGAAGCAGGCAGGUGUACCGCUAUGGGAGCUUAACAGUGUACUGCUGUGGACGGGGGUAACAAUAAACAUAUUUUAGCCAUCUAAAAAAAAUCAGAAUCUGUUUAAGUGGGCACUAUAUUUUGAAUAUUUUAAUUGCUUUACCUUGCCAUCAGACAGAGACUCUCUUCAAAGCCAGACUCAAUUGACAGAAACAGUAAUUUUACCUAACAGAACACAGGAGUUUGCGGCCUCGGCUGCCUCGAUCAGUUAGUUUGUUUGUGUUACUGUGUGACUUUGGUGAAUCUGAACUAUUUGUGUGCCCCCGUCCACAGCAGUACAUCGUUUAUCUUUGGUGUCAGUACUCUAGCCUGCUUCUCCAAACUUGGACAUGCCAACCAGCAUCCACUGUAUGUAAUGCACUGACUAUGAUUCAGUACCUCAUACAACCCCACUUCAAAAAACCUGUACUAUCCCUUUAAUGUCUGUGUGACUAACCAGACAGUUUUAGGCAUCAGUGGGAGACUCGGUUGUGUGUGAGUAACUGCUCCCAACCUUUCACUCCUCCUCUUGUGUGAGUUAUGAAUCGACCCUCCAUGCUGGGUUUAACACUACACUCCCACUCUGUGUUAGCUGUCAGCUCUCAUUAGUACCGUUAAUUUAGCCAGAGCCCACGCUCGGUGUCAGCUGACGGUGAACGUGGGACACCACACAUUCGGCAUGUCAUGAUAAGAGUAAGUGAAUCAGAGUGAGGCGUUGAUGGAGGUGACUGCACUCUAAUCAUGACAAGCAAAAUAUGUCUACUUCCUGUUAACUAGGGUACAGACAUACAUGUGUAGGAACAAAAAACUAAUUUUCAGUCAUGUAUGGCACAAAUUUGUUGUUUUUAUAAUAUUAGGUCCAGUUUGGAAGAACAAAGUUAAGUCUCCUUUGAUCGUACUCUCAUAUCCUGGACACUUUACCCUCAACAGUGGAAAUAAUAUCAUGAACAUCUGUACAGUCUAGUGUAAUUAAACAGUAUAACAUCUGGAUUGAAUAUGACAUUAACACCUUUGAUCCAGUGCACACUUCAGCUUUUCCCACACACACAGUUUGUUUUAAAUCGCUUUUCCUGUAGUGUAGGAGUGGGCGAUGUGGAUACAAUCCUAAAUAUUCAGGAAAAGUUAUUUUAACAACAGACAUUUUGACAUGUCAUAGCAGGGAAAGCACAGGUGUAAUUAAUAUUAAUAACGACUGCAUUCCCAUUACGAGAAAUAUAAAGAGAUUCAGCUCAAGUGUCGAACUGGCUCACUGUCGUGGCUCGUAUCGACACUUAAUGUUUGUGUCACCUGUGUUUCUCCUGCUAUGAUGAGUCAAAAUGUCUGCUGUGGAAAAAUGAUCUAUACCAGGGCUGUCCAAAAUCACUAGUGCACUGUAUUUACUGUAUACGCACUAUUUAGUGAACCCUGAACCUAAAUCAGAAAGCACAAAGGGAACCUGUUGGCCAGCUUGGUCCCUUCUGUAGUUGGGUUUCCAUCCAAAUGUAGCUCAAAUUUUAACCACAUUUUAAGAAAAUCUCCCCCCAAAAAAGCAAAUUAAUGUGCUUUUAUUUGAGAUAAGGGAAUUGGUUCAUGGAGAUCAGCAGUAGGUGGCGCUAAUUCUCCAGUCAGGGCCACUGCAGAAGAGGGUUCAACAAGAUGACGUAAUUAAAAAAGCACUAGUCAAACCCCUCAAGUUAAGGGAAACAAAUUUAUGUAUAAAAAGAGAGAGCACCCUGGACUAAGUUUUAAACAACUAUGUGCUCUUGGAAGAGUUCUGAUAACAGCCCUGUAUACAUACAUAAGCAUGUUAAAAGCCUCCAGCCACGAUGACGAGAGCUUGCAGUCACUUGUGUACAGUAUGUCAUCAUUUCUUUGCUGAAUGUGUUUCCAUUGCACUUAGCGGCAUUUACCUUUUAUCGACACACCAACUUUUCCAUCUAUGCCAACUAAGCAUAAAAACUAUUUCUCCAUCAUUUCGAGAUUUUUUUUUUUUUUUUUUU